AUGAUGCCUGUUGUAGACAAACAAGCGGAGAAUAGGACCCUCAAGCAAUCUAAUGAGGAGCUGGAGGGCAGGAUACCUCAGCUGAAUGAGAGUAUCAUCAAGGCACGCAUUGACAAGACCGCAGGGGAGUGGUGGUCUGUUGUAGCCAAUAAGGCAGGGAACCCUACGGCGGAUACGCUGUCACCUAAAGAGCUGAUAGCAGCACUGAAACCCACUGGAGACGUUUUGGAUAGUGUUAAGAAGUGUGGUGCGUUGACCAGUGCUGAUGUACUCGGCUUCCUGCACGCAUGUGGUGAAGAAAGCACGAUUGGUCUCACGCAGAUCUGGACUGACUCUAUGAAAGAGGGCCAGCAGCCAGUCGGAGACGAAGAAGAUGUUAAGGCUUGGUGGAAUGCAUUGUUCCAAUGGAGGGCUGAGAUACAACAGCAGCAGCAGCAGGAGGCGUAG
This is a messenger RNA of Perkinsus marinus ATCC 50983, 447 nucleotides long. RefSeq lists its product as hypothetical. Bases 1 to 447 code for a protein of 148 amino acids. Lineage: Eukaryota; Perkinsozoa; Perkinsida; Perkinsidae. The record is from RefSeq and is a predicted model, not a curated record. The transcript is spliced from 4 exons.